AUGAAAUUCUCGACAACUUUCGCUUUGAUCUCCGCUGCUAUGGUAUCUGUUGCCUCUGCUAAAGAUAACAGCUCUAACGGUUCAAGUACUAACGCUGCCCCAGGUGCCGCUGUAAACGCUGUUGGUUCCUCUUUGGCUGGUGCUGCUGUCGCCGGUGCCAUUGCCUUUUUGAUGUAA
Kluyveromyces marxianus DMKU3-1042 is the source of this 177-nucleotide messenger RNA. RefSeq lists its product as uncharacterized. The record is from RefSeq and is a predicted model, not a curated record. The coding region runs from base 1 to 177 and encodes 58 amino acids. The transcript has a single exon. NCBI's taxonomy places the organism in Eukaryota, Fungi, Ascomycota, Saccharomycetes, Saccharomycetales, Saccharomycetaceae.